CGUGGAGGCUGUCGGGAGACUGGGUUUGAUUCGAGCUUCCCCAGCUGUGCCGGGGGUUGCCAUUGACCCGGCGUCGCUGCAGAACUGAGGUCGCCAAAUGAUGAUGUUGUGAAGUCGGCUUCCCGUCCCUGCCACGCCCGGGCGGUUACUGGCAGCGGCGGCAGCUUAGGCUGCUGCUCUCGGCCGCCGCUCUCAGGCUGCCGCAGCUCCAGAGGCUUCUCUCCGAGGGAGCGCUGGCGGACGACGCAGGACGCCGGGCCACUCUGGUCAUGACUGUCCAAGGUAUGAUAAUCACAUGAGAGCACCCAUUGCUACAGAUGUCAUUUGACUCAUCAGAGAAAAUCUAUCUAAAAGAAAAUAUCCAUAUGACCAAAUCCAUUUCUUUAUUGAAUGGCUUGAUGGAUUUUCUUUACUCUGAUUCAUACCAAAGCUGUCCUCCUCAACCAAAGCAAGAAAGGAUCCUGCAUGAAUCAGUCCCAGAAUGCCAUUUUUAUGUCACCAACAGGUGAAGAAAACCUCAUGAAUAGCAAUCACAGAGACUCGGAAAGCAUCACUGAUGUCUGCUCCAAUGAAGAUCUCCCUGAAGUUGAGCUGGUGAAUCUGCUGGAAGAACAGCUACCACAGUAUAGGCUAAAAGUAGACUCUCUAUUUCUGUAUGAAAAUCAAGACUGGACUCAGUCCCCACACCAGCAGCAACAUGCAUCUGAUGCCCUCUCUCCAGUCCUCGCUGAAGAGACUUUCCAUUAUAUGAUUCUAGGCACAGACAGGGUGGAGCAGAUGACCAAAACUUACAAUGACAUCGACAUGGUUACACAUCUCCUGGCAGAGAGAGAUCGUGAUCUGGAACUCGCUGCUCGAAUUGGACAAGCUCUCUUAAAACGAAACCAUAUCUUAUCUGAGCAGAAUGAAGCCCUGGAGGAGCAGUUGGGACAAGCCUUUGAUCAAGUUAAUCAGUUGCAGCAUGAGCUAUCCAAGAAAGAUGAGUUACUUCGAAUUGUCUCCAUCGCUUCUGAAGAAAGUGAAACAGAUUCCAGCUGUUCUACACCUCUUCGGUUCAAUGAAUCCUUUAGCUUAUCUCAAGGUUUACUGCAAUUGGACAUGCUGCAGGAAAAGCUCAAGGAACUGGAAGAAGAGAAUAUGGCUCUUCGAUCAAAGGCUUGUCACAUAAAGACAGAAACUAUUACCUAUGAAGAGAAGGAACAACAGCUUGUCAAUGACUGUGUUAAAGAACUCCGUGAAACAAAUGCUCAGAUGUCCAGAAUGACUGAAGAAUUGUCAGGGAAGAGUGAUGAACUGAUUAAAUACCAAGAAGAGAUCUCUUCUCUCUUGUCUCAGAUUGUAGAUCUUCAGCACAAACUUAAAGAACAUGUGAUUGAGAAGGAAGAACUAAGACUUCACCUACAAGCUUCCAAAGAUGCCCAACGACAACUGACAAUGGAGCUACAUGAGUUACAAGACAGGAAUAUGGAGUGCCUGGGAAUGUUACAUGAAUCCCAAGAAGAAAUAAAGGAACUUCGUAGUAAAUCUGGCCCUACUGCUCAUCUCUACUUAUCCCAGUCAUAUGGAGCUUUUACUGGAGAAUCGUUGGCAGCUGAGAUUGAGGGGACCAUGCGUAAAAAGUUGAAUUUGGAUGAGGAAUCUUCUCUCUUUAAACAAAAAGCCCAACAGAAACGGGUAUUUGAUACUGUCAAAGUUGCCAAUGACACAAGAGGCCGCUCUGUCUCAUUCCCAGCUCUGCUGCCCAUCCCAGGCUCCAACCGUUCAAGUGUCAUCAUGACAGCAAAACCCUUUGAGUCUGGUUUACAGCAAACAGAGGACGAAACACUCCCCAACCAGGGGAGCAACUCGGAGGAGGUUCCAAGGAACUCCCAGAAGACGGACCAGCCAGGACCUUCUGGAGAGAGUGAUUUGGCCACAGCACUGCAUCGCCUUAGCCUGCGUCGACAGAACUAUUUAAGUGAGAAGCAGUUCUUUGCUGAAGAAUGGGAGCGGAAGAUCCAGGUUCUGGCUGACCAGAAGGAAAGGGCUAGUGGCUGCAUCACCCCCACAGAGAGCCUUGCCUCUCUCUGCACCAACCAGUCAGAGUUCACAGAUUUCAGCAGUGCCAGUUGCCUUCGAGGUUUUAUGCCAGAAAAAUUACAAAUUGUCAAGCCCCUGGAAGGAUCACAGACUCUGCAUCACUGGCAGCAGCUUGCUCAACCAAACUUGGGAACAAUUCUUGAUCCCCGACCAGGUGUCAUUACUAAAGGCUUUACCCAGUUGCCCAAGGAUGCCAUCUAUCACAUUUCAGAUUUAGAAGAGGAUGAAGAGGAGGGUAUAACUUUUGAGGUUCAGCAGCCUCUUCAAGUGGAACAGAAACCUUCAAUAUCCAAGCCAGUAACAGGGAUCUUCCUACCGUCCAUUACUUCAGCAGGUGGACCGGUUACAGUUGCAACCUCAAACCCAGGAAAGUGUCUAUCAUGCACGAACUCGACAUUCACCUUCACCACUUGUAGGAUAUUGCAUCCCUCUGACAUCACUCAGGUUACCCCCAGCUCUGGGUUCCCUUCGUUAUCCUGUGGAAGUAGUGGUAGCAGUUCAUCAAACACGGCUGUGAAUUCUCCUGCCAUGUCCUAUAGACUCAGCAUUGGUGAAUCCAUCACCAACCGACGAGAUUCUACCAUAACCUUCAGUAGCACCAUGAGUUUGGCCAAACUUCUACAAGAGCGAGGCAUCUCUGCCAAAGUGUACCACAGCCCAAUUUCAGAGAACCCCCUCUUCCAGCCACUCCCUAAAUCCCUAGCCAUCCCUUCCACACCACCAAAUUCACCGUCUCACUCACCUUGCCCUUCUCCUUUGCCCUUUGAGCCUCGAGUACAUCUCUCUGAAAACUUUUUGGCCUCCCGACCAGCUGAAACAUUCCUCCAGGAGAUGUACGGCUUGAGGCCCUCCCGAAGCCCUCUUGACAUUGGCCAGUUGAAGAUGAAUUUAGUGGACAGGCUGAAGAGACUGGGGAUAGCCAGAGUGGUCAAGGCCCCUGAUGCCAAGGAGAAUGGAAGAAACCAAGAGGCAGAAACUGGGCUUCAAAAACCAGAUUCUGCUGUUUAUUUGAAUGCACGUAGCAAUUUAUUGGGUGGACUCAGGAGGAAUCAGAGUCUUCCAGUCAUGAUGGGUAGCUUUGGCGCCCCAGUUUGCACAUCCUCACCCAAAAUGGGUCUCCUGAAGGAGGACUGAGGUCAGCAGUUAGCUGAGCUCCUGCACGGAUCAGCACAUGAAGGGUAGAUAUGCACUGAUGCAUGUGGUCUGGCCUGACUUGAGAGAAAAGGAAUGUUGCAGAAAGGCUGUGAAUGUGGGAAGGGGGACGUGGAGGAAUGGAAACAAAAUUGGGAUGAGGCCCUAAUGGAUGAAGUCUCAUAAAUCGAAAGUAUAAAUGAAUGGGCCGUGAGUAUUUGGAGGCAGAAAAGGAAGAAAGGUUUAAUACACUCCUUCAGUUGAGUUUUCUUGCCUUGAAAAUAAAAAGUGAAUAAAAAAUAAAUUCAGUAAUACUGAAACAUACCAGAGAUACUGAACUUGCUGGCACAUUUACUUCUGGUGAGCAUGGACAAGGGGAACCCAGGUUAGAAAGAUGGGAGGAGAAAAAGGAGUGACUGUUGCUUAUAGAAAGCUGUUCUGAAGCGUCGGUGGGGUAAGCUCAGUCUGUUAUCUGAGAUAACAGUGACAUGGCUUAUAUGUUUCCCCUGCUAGUGUUGGAUUAAAUUACGCAUCCAUCAAAUAGGAUGCUCACAGCAUUAGCAAAAUAAAGAAUUUUAUCUUUUUCAUUAGAUCAGAAGUGGAGACUCCCUUUUUCCUUUCUGUGUUCAGGCCUUUGAGCUACUGGCAGCCCAAACACCACUCAAAUUCCUUUGUAUUUAUCAUUAAUAAAAGUUCAUUUUUUUAAAUUUGUAUUUUUAUACAACCUCCAAAAAGAACCCAACAUAGGUAAGGGGUGGGAGGGAUUUACUUUUAAGAAGGAAAAUAUGGGUAUAUUGGAACCAAGGAAACUGGUUUUUAGAAUAUUUCUUCAGGAUAAACGCAGUAGUGAAGGAAUACAAACAUAAUUGCAUGUCUUUCAGAUUUCCUUAGAGGUGGGACAGGGUUAAACCAAAAGUGCAAUCAUAGGAAUUAGGGAAUGUUGUAUAUUUAUGUAUGUAAAAUUUUUUGUGAGGAAAGUUGGUUGCAAGUAAACCAACUUUUUCCAAAGUGUGCUAUGCAUAUUUUUAAUGAAAAGUGACAUGUAUUUGCACAAAAAUUCUCAGGCAUAUUAAAUUAUAAACUGAGGUAAAACCCA
Messenger RNA from Lemur catta (Ring-tailed lemur), 4306 nucleotides. RefSeq names its product trafficking kinesin protein 2 (gene TRAK2). Gene Ontology annotation, molecular function: GABA receptor binding. Gene Ontology annotation, cellular component: dendrite. The record is from RefSeq and is a predicted model, not a curated record. The transcript is spliced from 16 exons. Lineage: Eukaryota; Metazoa; Chordata; Mammalia; Primates; Lemuridae. The coding region runs from base 466 to 3213 and encodes 915 amino acids. Gene Ontology annotation, biological process: anterograde axonal transport of mitochondrion; neurogenesis.